This is a messenger RNA of Lasiodiplodia theobromae, 1548 nucleotides long. RefSeq names its product Carboxylesterase. The record is from RefSeq and is a predicted model, not a curated record. The transcript is spliced from 3 exons. NCBI's taxonomy places the organism in Eukaryota, Fungi, Ascomycota, Dothideomycetes, Botryosphaeriales, Botryosphaeriaceae. Bases 1 to 1548 code for a protein of 515 amino acids.
AUGGCCGGCUUCGCUCAAGAUGACCCGGUUGUCGAGCUCGACUACGGCACCUUCCAAGGCCGCUACAAUGCCCAGUACAACAUCUCCUACUUCCGCAAAAUCCCCUUCGGCGCCUCGACCGCGGGCGAGAACCGCUUCCGAGCACCGCAACCGCCUCCAACAAUAACCAAUGGCACGUACAACACCGACCAGUCCUUCGACAUGUGCCCGCAGCGGACCGUCAACGGCUCAGAAGACUGCCUCUACCUGGGCCUGUACUCGCGGCCCUGGACCGCCGACUCGCCGCUCCGCCCGGUUCUCGUCGUCUUCUACGGCGGCGGCUUCAUCCAGGGCUCGGCCAGCUUUUCGAUCCCGCCACCCAUGUACCCGGUGCUCAACGCCACCUCGGCCAACGACUUCGUCGUCGUCUACCCGAACUACCGCACCAACGCCUUCGGCUUCCUCCCCGGCCGCGCCGUCAAGGACUCGCCCACGGCCGACCUCAACGCCGGCCUGCUCGACCAGCGCGCCGCCCUGCGCUGGGUGCAAGCCAACAUCGCGGCCUUUGGCGGCGACCCGACCGCCGUGACCAUCCAGGGCCAGUCGGCCGGCGGCGGCUCCGUCAUCGCCCAGGCCAUCGCCGCCCAUGACAGCGACGAGAAGCUGUUUUCCCGCGCCCUGCCCGGCUCGCCCUUCUGGCCCAAGACGUACGCCUACGACGCCCCCGAGGCCGAGGCCCUCUACGCCGAGCUCGUCGAGCGCGUGGGGUGCGCGGACCAGGCCGACCCGCUGGCGUGCCUGAAGGCCGCCGACGCGCAGGCCAUCAGGGACGCCAGCCUGGCCAUCAGCGCCCUCAACACCUACACCACCUCUUCCUUCAACUGGGGCCCCGUCAUCGACGGCGACUUCCUCCGCACCCCGCUGUCCGCCGUUGACUCAUUGAACGCCGACGCGGUGGCGUGGUCGACGUUCAACACGCACGAGGGCGAGAACUUCGUCCCGGGCGGCCUGGGCCAGCCGAGCGGCUCCAACGGCUUCAACAACUCCGAGGCCGGCUUCGACUUCUGGCUCAGGGGCUACCUGCCGCGCUUCUCGGACGCCCAGAUCGCAGAGGCGAAGCGCCUGUACCCGGCCCAGGGCGAUGCGGAAGAGGCGGCGUGGAAUACGACGACCGUCAGGGCCGGCAUGGUGUUUAGGGAUUCCGUCCUGGCCUGCCCGGGCCUGUGGCUCGCUGAGGCUGCUGCUGGGGAGAAGAAGGGGUAUUUGAGCGAGUACACCAUCAGCCCCGCCAAGCACGGGAGUGAUACGCAAUUCUGGAAUCAAGUGAACGCGGUCCAGAAGUCGCAGCCCGUCACCUACAACGGAUUGGCGGGUGCAAUGGCCAGCUUCUUCCAGACAGGUGAUCCCAAUGCUCAUAAGCUGACUGACGAUUCACAAGCCGCUGUUCCCGAGCUCGACGAGGGGAAGGAAUGGGUGGUGAAAACCGAAACUUUUGAAAAGACGGACAUUGACAGACUGAAGACUCGGUGUGCCUUCUGGAGAGAGAAUGCCCAGGACAUACCACUAUAA